AUGGCGUCUACAUCAACAGCGCCGCCUGCGGGGCCGACACAUCCUGUCAUCUUCACUACCAAAACGCAGUAUGUUCUGCCCUCGCAAAAGUUUAUGGUCCCGCUCGCCUGGCGGCGUUAUCACCUCUCUCAACUCGUCAAUCGGGCGUUGUCUCUUCCUUCGCCCGUACCAUUCGAUUUCCUCGUUCAAGGGGAGAUCCUGCGGGGGACGCUGCAAGAAUGGAUGGUAGAAAGGGGCGUGGGUCCAGAAGAGACGCUCGAGGUGGAGUAUGUCGAGAGUGUGCUUCCGCCUACCAAGGCUGCGGAGAGGAAGUCGGAGGACUGGGAGGCUGGAGUAACGUGUGCUGUACCAGGACACUUCGCCACGGCCUCGUAUGACGGCCACAUCCGCGUAUUCGACUACGCCCACUUCCAGACUGCGAAACAUACCGCGCGCAUACAUCCUGCCCCUAUCACUUCUCUCCACGUCGUCCCUUUGCAAUCAACAUCGAGUGACGAAGAGCAGACUUACACGAUUUUGACGUCUUCGCACGAUCUCACCGCCCGUCUCUCUACCCUUUCUCUCUCCCCGAACUCUCCAAAACCUACCACAACCAAAACCCUCGCCUCUCUCCAUCUUCACACAGCGCCCGUAUCCCAUGUCACCGUUUCGCAGGAUGGCUCUACCGUCCUGACCUCGUCCUGGGACACACUGAUCGGCGUGUGGGACACGCGCAUACCCCCAUCAGAUGAGGUCCCGGACGAUGCGCCGGAUGGAGAGCGCAAGAAACGCCGCAAGCUCGCCAAGUCUGGUGAAGAGGAGAAGGUCGUACGCAAGGUCCCGACGGCGGUGCUCAAGUCGCACACGAACCGUGUUUCGGCGGCUGCAUUCCUGCCUGGAUCAAACGAGAAAGCGGCGUCAGUUGGAUUUGACGCAACGGUGAGGACAUGGGAUGUCGAGAAUGGGCUGUGUACGCAUACAAUCACGGCACCAGAAAAGCCAUUCCUGGCUCUCGCUAUGCACAGCACGAACAACGCUUUCGCAGCAUCUACAGAUCGCAACGUCAGCCUGUUUGACCUUCGUUCCGCUGCCUCCGCACCUCUACUGUCGCUGCCCCACCCAGCCACACCAUCAUGUCUCGCCCUUCCUCUCGCUGCCGCAUCGCAUCCAGGAAACCCGGACAACGGAGGAGGAGGAAACGAGAAUCAACUGAUAUCUGGCGCGUACGAUGGUGUCGUCAGGCUUUGGGAUGUGCGCAGUACGCGCGUGGCUCUUGCGUCGAUGCGCAUGUGGGAGGCGGGCGAUAAGGUGCUGAGCGUGGAUUGGAGGGGGGAGGUGGUCGCUGUUGCAGGGGAGGGUGGCGUUGGCGUUUGGAGAGUCGGACGGCAGUGA
Molecule: messenger RNA, 1371 nt
Organism: Coniophora puteana RWD-64-598 SS2
Lineage: Eukaryota; Fungi; Basidiomycota; Agaricomycetes; Boletales; Coniophoraceae
Product: WD40 repeat-like protein
Exons: 3
Coding region: 1-1371 (456 amino acids)
Cellular component (GO): preribosome, large subunit precursor
Molecular function (GO): protein binding
Source: RefSeq, a predicted model, not a curated record